AGCUGUGUACUUAAAUGAUUUUGGAUUAGAUUAUCAGAUUCAUUUGCAGAAUCUUAAGAUAUGUUAUUAGUCCACAAUUUUUUUUUUUUUAAUUCUGAUGGUUUUCUUUGUUUAUUGUUCUUUUGAUCAACAAAGAUGUAAACUUUACUCCUUUGUUGUGUUUUAUCUUGAAUUGAGGCUAUUGGUUCUGUCAGUAUAGUACUUGGAUUGUCAAUUUCUCCAUAUAAAGUCGUGAAAUUUUGUUUCAUCAAGAGUAGAAUUGCUCAGGUGCUUGGAUUUCAAUCUAAUUUUCAUGCUAUAGUACCUUUUCGAUCAAGUAAAUCUUGAAAAAGUGAAUUGUUAAUGGGGUCUGAAGGGCCUCCAGCUGUAACAAUCCAUGUGACUGGAUUCAAGAAAUUCCAUGGAGUUGCUGAGAAUCCAACUGAGACAAUUGUUGGUAAUCUAAAAGAGUACAUGAAGAAGAAGGGCAUGCCAAAAGGCGUGAUUCUGGGGAGUUGCAGUGUUCUCGAGUCUGCAGGACAAGGAGCGGUUGCUCCACUUUACCAAAUAUUUCAAUCUUCCAUAAACUCGAAGGAUUCUGAAUCCUCAAGUCCUGGAAGAAUCAUUUGGCUACACUUUGGGGUCAAUAGUGGGGCAACAAGAUUUGCCAUUGAGCAUCAAGCUGUCAAUGAAGCUACUUUUCGCUGUCCAGAUGAGUUGGGAUGGAAGCCACAGAAAGUACCCAUCAUUCCUUCAGAUGGUGGAAUUUCACGAGUUCGAGAGACCACUCUUCCCGUCCAGGAGCUCACAAAGAUCUUGACAAAGAAAGGCUAUGAGGUGAUGACAUCUGAUGAUGCAGGCCGAUUUGUAUGCAAUUAUGUUUACUACCAUUCACUUCGGUUCGCAGAGCAAAAUGGGACAAAGUCUCUCUUUGUGCAUGUACCUCUGUUCUUGACCAUAGAUGAGGAGACGCAAAUGCAAUUUGCUGCUUCCUUGUUGGAGGUACUUGCUUCUUUGUAUUAAUAAUAUCUAUUAGCAUCCAUCUUGCUCUUAAUCUCCACAAGCAUUUAAGCUUGUACAGUUAUGGAUGACUAUUGUUAAGGUGGAUGCUUGUAUUGAAAUGUUCUAAUAAACGAAUGGGUGUAUGGUGAAUGAAAAAAAGUGUGUUAAUUGGUUGCUCAAA
Molecule: messenger RNA, 1162 nt
Organism: Populus trichocarpa (black cottonwood)
Lineage: Eukaryota; Viridiplantae; Streptophyta; Magnoliopsida; Malpighiales; Salicaceae
Exons: 5
Coding region: 343-1002 (219 amino acids)
Biological process (GO): proteolysis
Cellular component (GO): cytosol
Molecular function (GO): pyroglutamyl-peptidase activity
Source: RefSeq, a predicted model, not a curated record